AUGAAUCCACUUGAGAAUGGAACCAGAUGCUUCCUUGUCUGGGUGUUCUGCUGCACUUGCCUCCCUCUCAUCUUCUUGGCAAGCCCCGUACCCUUGAAGGACGCAGUUAUUCAUACUAACCACUCCUGCGAACUCACGAGAAACAACUUCCAGAAAACCUACUUCAGGAAUCGUACAUAUACUUUAGCCAGCCAGGUAAAGCAAUUGGUCCGCGUGCUGCAGUUUUAUCUGCACAGCUCUCAUAUGCUUUGUACUGUCUUGUGAUUUCCCCACUUUUGCUCCUUGACAUCCUUCCAUCCUGAAAGGAUGCUAACCUGCCUUCAGGUAUGUGCAUACUUUAAGUAUGUACGCCGCUUUGGGAAACCACAACCCACAGGAUUAUAUUCAGCUGCCUAGGAAGUGUGACCUUCCAGAGCUCGCUUUAUAAACAAUUAGCUACACAACCCACUCAUGGCUAUCUUCUACCUAUGGGACUGGCAAGUGUGGGGCUUUUAACGUUUUGUUGAUGCUCUCAGUUAGUUCUGCUUUUCGCUUCCGAUCUGUUAGGUAGCUCAUUGGGCCUGCUUACCUUCUGCAGCUUUCACACUCACCAGGCCAACACUAACACUAUAACUCCUUGGCAUCCUUUUCUAUAGUUCCAUGUCAUGGGCAGCAGUCUCCUCCAACUCAGCUGGAGAGCUAUAUAGACUCAGGGAGCUUGUGUGCCACAGUGCAGAGCUUUUAAAAAAGUAGAGCCUCAUCUUUCUGCCACACUCUCAUUCUCUCUCUCCCUCUCUUUUAAAUAGGGAAGACACUUUGAUAAGGACACAGAUAACAGAUUUGUUGGGCAGCAUCUAUACACCAACAUCAAGGUGAGAUUCCCAUGUGCAUUAAACAAUAUUUUUAUUCUCUCUUUGUACCUUCCUAUUCUCUUGUUGUUCGAGGUACAUAAUUUCAUUAUCUUGUCUUUGCAGGCGAAUGAUCGCUGCUACCUAAUGAAGAGAUUAACUGAUAUUGUGGUGACAGACGUCCUCAUGACCCUCUCUGGGGACAAAUAUCCCAGCGCCCAGGAAGUUGCAAGUUUCUUGGCCGAUUUGAAUAGGAAACUGAAGGGCUGUGUAAGCAUCAUCUAUAGCUGUAGUCUGUCUCUGUUUCCCACCCCUGAUCCUCUGCUUCCUUGGUAUUUCACCUGCUUGGAUGCUUUUCCUCUAGGGAGGUGGGGGAGCAGGGUAUUCAACUUGCGUCUGUGGCUGGUAGUUGGCAAUAUAUUUCUAGACAAGGCAAGGUAGCAAAUCACCAGCGCCGAAGGUAAAGGAGGAAACCUCAAAUCAAAACAUCCAAUCUUUCUGCCGUCAAGUGCAAGACAAGCGAAAGGUGUGAAAUGAAAAACCACAUUGUGACUUAGCUGCAUUCCUUCCUUUUCAGAAACCACUGGGAAAUAAAGAACACAUUGAAAGGAACCUGCAGCAAAUGAAAGACAAAUUACAACAGGUAUGUUGCUUUGUAAAAUUUGUUCUAUUUUAUUUAUGUACCACUUGAAUGAAAAACAACAACAACCCUCAAAGCAGUUCAUGAAAAAGAUUUUUUUUAAAAAAAUAUUAAUCUCCCUUUUUUUUUCUUAGUUGAGUGCUAGUUCAAAUGUUUAGAAAUGGCAUGUUUUAUACAGUCUUCACAGACUGUAGUCCCUCAGAAUACGCUCAGGGAAUAAGGUUUGAAUAUAGAAUCAUAGAAUCAUAGAAGAGUUGGAAGAGACCACAAGGGCCAUCGAGUCCAACCCCCUGCCAAGCAGGAAACACCAUCAGAGCACUCCUGACAUAUGGUUGUUAAGCCUCUGCUUAAAGACCUCCAAAGAAGGAGACUCCACCACACUCCUUGGCAGCAAAUUCCACUGUCGAACAGCUCUUACUGUGUCUCAUCAGCUCUAGCCAGCAAGGCCAACGGUUAGAAACCCCUCCAUGUCAGCCAGCCUUGCAUUGUAGCUGCAUUUGCUUAGCUCACAUUCAUAUCUGUUCCCUUUGAACUUCUAUCCAGUACAAAAUGUUUUGCCGCCUGAAGGUGGAAUAAAAAAAAAAAUGCAAGCCUUUCGCAUUUCAUUCAGCGGUGGAAUUGUUGUUGUUGUUGUAUGUUUAGUCCAGUAGUGAAUCCAUUGAGGUUUGAUAAGGAGAAAUCUGUCAGUUUUGGUUUCUCACCGUUUCUAUUUUUUUUAAACAAACUUAAGUUCAGGUUCCACAUGAGUGACAUUUCCACUUUUAAAAAGUGCUCCUGAAAAUUAACCAGCAGUUUAGUGCUGAUUUCAUCAAAAAUACAUACAAUUGCAUGCAAUUCUGUCUCAUAUAUGCAUUUUUGUAAAGCAUAUUCCCCUUAUAUUCAUAUUUUCCCUAAUAUAAUGUACUUUUGUAUGCUAUUUUCACCAAUAUAUGCAUUUAUACCCAUGCUUUAUUUUGGUAAAGGAUGGCUGUGUUUUGGUUCACAUAUUGUUUGCAAAUACGGUGCAAAUUAGGUAGAUUUGCUUUUAGGCAGAUUUGCCUUUAAAUGUGUGCUAAAUUGAGGUAUUGUCUGCUAUCCCCUUCACCAAUCCCUUUAAAUAAAUAAUUAUGCAAAAUAUAAAUGAAGUAAUUCAUUCUUAUCAGAAUCUAACAGAACUCAAUGGAAGAUCCAAAAUGACCCAAAUUGGAUCAAUAGUACUAUAGAGAAAAAAUGUUCAGGCUGUUCAAUGAGCAUUCUUGCAGUGGGGUCUUAGUCUCAUUCUGCUUUGGUGAAUUGUCCAUUCUGAUGAAGAAAUUGUUUUUGCUUUGAUUUUACAGUUGGGAGAAAAUGGGAAAAACAAAGCAGUCGGUGAACUUGAUUUGCUGUUUGACUACCUGGAGGAUGCCUGCACUGUAGCACUCAAAGCCCCCAACAAGAGCCACAAAGGCAAGAAGAACAACAACAACAACUGA
Molecule: messenger RNA, 2918 nt
Organism: Podarcis lilfordi (Lilford's wall lizard)
Lineage: Eukaryota; Metazoa; Chordata; Lepidosauria; Squamata; Lacertidae
Source: the annotation of a GenBank genome assembly